Messenger RNA from Lindgomyces ingoldianus, 1186 nucleotides. RefSeq lists its product as uncharacterized. Gene Ontology annotation, biological process: regulation of DNA-templated transcription. The transcript has 2 exons. Gene Ontology annotation, molecular function: DNA-binding transcription factor activity. The coding region runs from base 143 to 805 and encodes 220 amino acids. The record is from RefSeq and is a predicted model, not a curated record. NCBI's taxonomy places the organism in Eukaryota, Fungi, Ascomycota, Dothideomycetes, Pleosporales, Lindgomycetaceae.
GUUUCAUGAAGCUUGAAUCCUUCUUUUCCUGCAGCUCCCGUGAGGCAGAAGUUUAAUUCAUCCAUAUGUCAACUCUUCUUGCCCUUUUCGAAACUCUAGCAUACAACUCUCCCGCCACCCUCGGCGGGUCCCCAAGGCCGGAAUGGCAUCGACUACAUCCCCAAGCGACACCACCUCCCCGGCAACAACCUCGACCCAAAACCCUGACUACGAGAACCUCGAACGCAAACGUGCCCGCGACCGAAAGUCGCAGCGCGCCAUGCGCGAACGUACAAAAUGGAACAUCCAAUGCCUCUCAGAGCAAGUCAACCACCUCACGCGCGCCCUCGAAAUCGAAACCCGCGAAAAGUCGGACCUCUACAACCGUUUCCUGGCCGUUUCGGAAGAAAACGACCAUCUCCGGGUCCAAAAAGCCGCACUGCAGCUCCGGCUGCUUGGUAACGGACAGGAACAAGACGGGUCGAGCCCGAUGGCCUUGCUCGGGGCAAUGCUCCCCUACGAAGCAAUUCCUCUCAACACAACGCCGACGUGCAUGAGCGACCAGAUAUUGCAGACAUUCGUGGAGAGUCGGUGGGAGGCAUAUGCAUUCCAGACGAGUGGGCGAAUCGAGAGUUAUCCUGAUAAACCAGAUCUGAGUGCCUUAUUUGACGGCAGGCCGAAUCGGAGGGUGGAUGAGACGAGCGCGGUAGUGGGCGACAUUGUGAGGAGUUACACUGAGAUUGAUACGCUGCCAAAACAGGUUGCUGUGCAUUAUGUUAUGAGUACCUUGAUGAAGGUAUGGAUGCCUUUGGAUCUGGACGUGUGAUGCUGACCAGGUGCACAGUGGCAGGUGCUAAGGACCAAGCAGAGCUUUGAGCAGAUGCCGGAGUGGCUGAGGCCGGAGCCUGCGCAGCUUGAGAGGCCGCACCCUAGUUGGAUUGAUCGAAUCCCUUGGCAGGUGACUUUUCGAACGUACCUCAUCGACCAUCCUGAAGUCAAAUUCGAUGACUUUGCGUCCGCAUACUCGACCUCCUUCCUCAUUCGCUGGGAGUACGACCCAAACCACGUCAUAAUCACCACAUCGAACAACGAAAGAGGAGGUAUUUUAAUAAAUCCGAUAUAUGAAGAGCAUAUUCGGCAGCUGAGAAACUGGACUGUGGAGGGAGUCUUUAGGAGGAAGUUCCUGGAGAUGUCGGAACUCGUAGAC